AUGCUGUCGAAGCUGCGACCGCUGCCCAAUGAAACUGCGGUAGAUAGGCAUCCGAGGAUCGGCAGGCGUGGAAAUCUGUUGAUUCUUGAACGUUGGAGCAAUCCGGGGACCUAUGAGUCUUCGGCAACGGAGAUUGCCUGCGACCAGAGCUCUUCGACUGCGUGCAUGCGUCAAGGUGGGGUGGGGUUUGGCAGCGAUCGUUGA
Heterobasidion irregulare TC 32-1 is the source of this 204-nucleotide messenger RNA. RefSeq lists its product as uncharacterized. The coding region runs from base 1 to 204 and encodes 67 amino acids. The transcript has a single exon. The record is from RefSeq and is a predicted model, not a curated record. Lineage: Eukaryota; Fungi; Basidiomycota; Agaricomycetes; Russulales; Bondarzewiaceae.